CGCAGUAGGCGGCGGUGGCGGCGGGGAGCGGCCAUGCCGGGGCUGCUGCUGGGGGACCCCGCGCCCGACUUCGAGGCCGAGACCACGCAGGGCCGCAUCCGCUUCCACGACUUCCUGGGGGACUCAUGGGGCAUCCUGUUCUCCCACCCACGGGACUUCACCCCCGUCUGCACCACGGAGCUCGGCCGGGCGGCGAAGCUGGCGCCCGAGUUCAGCAAGCGCAACGUGAAGAUGAUCGCCCUCUCCAUUGACAACGUCCAGGACCACCUCUCCUGGAGCAAGGACAUCAACGCAUACAAUGGAGAACAACCCACGGAGAAACUCCCCUUCCCCAUCAUUGCUGAUGCCAAUCGGGAGCUGGCUGUCAAGCUGGGCAUGCUGGACCCCGAUGAGAGGGACAAGGAUGGCAUGCCCCUGACUGCUCGUGUGGUGUUCAUUUUUGGCCCAGACAAGAAGCUGAAGCUCUCCAUCCUGUACCCAGCCACCACCGGGAGAAACUUUGAUGAGAUCCUGAGAGUGGUGGACUCCCUGCAGCUGACAGCAUACAAGAAGGUUGCUACCCCUGUGGACUGGAAGCCUGGUGACAGCGUCAUGGUUGUGCCCACCUUACCUGAUGAGGAAGCCAAGAAGCUCUUUCCCAAAGGAGUCUUCACGAAGGACCUCCCAUCGGGCAAGAAGUACCUGCGUUACACCCCGCAGCCCGAGUGAGCCGCUCUGCCCCCGUCUGCUCUGCACUGCACCAUCAGCACCUCCUACCAUCACACUAACGGUGCACGGCAGUACUAACCCAACCCCCCCAUCCCUUUCAUCCCCCAGGCCCCCUCAAAACUAAAACUCUGUGUGUUUUCUGGCCUUGAAUCAGCCCUGCAGGGAAGAGGUUAGCGGAGCAGUGGGGGCUCCCGGGCUCACGCUGUGGAGUUGCUCCUGUUUGCCACCGGCCAAGGUUUUCCUGGAGGCACGGUGAGAAGUGUGGUGUCAGCACCUCCAGUCCCUGGAGGGGUGUCCUGCUGGGCUCACACAGCUUCCAUCAGGCAGCUUUGAGGUCUCCAAGCUGCCAUGUGCCUUUUGGAGCAGCCAUCACUAACACAUUAACACCUUUGUCCGGGGUGCCGUGCGUAGGGGAGGAGCUGCAGAGCCAAAUCUCUCACUUCCCACUGCUUUCUCAUCUCUUGCUGGAAGCUGAUUGUUUUUCAGGCUUUAUGGAAGAGGGAAUAGAAACAAAUAAACUGAUCUUCAGUACUA
Molecule: messenger RNA, 1242 nt
Organism: Apus apus (common swift)
Lineage: Eukaryota; Metazoa; Chordata; Aves; Apodiformes; Apodidae
Gene: PRDX6
Product: peroxiredoxin 6
Exons: 5
Coding region: 34-708 (224 amino acids)
Biological process (GO): cell redox homeostasis; cellular oxidant detoxification
Cellular component (GO): cytosol; mitochondrion
Molecular function (GO): peroxiredoxin activity
Source: RefSeq, a predicted model, not a curated record